GGAACCCAUAUCCGAACAACCCAUCCUAAGUUUAAGCUCGCCCCUAGGCGAUAUGGCCCCUUCAAGAUACUGGGAAAAGUAGGAACCCUGGCGUACAAACUCCAAAUUCCUCCGCAGUGGAAAAUCCACCCGGUGUUCCACGCCGCCGUGCUCACCAAAUAUAGAGAAACCGAAGCCCACGGAGAAAACUUCGCGCGACCAAUACCGGAGGUAUUGAACGAUGAAGAACAUUACGAAGUAGAAAUGAUCGUGGAUUCAAAACGGCAAGGACGGGGAACCAAAUACUUGGUCAAAUGGAUGGGAUAUCCCGAAGCAGACAACACCUGGGAG
Molecule: messenger RNA, 330 nt
Organism: Heterobasidion irregulare TC 32-1
Lineage: Eukaryota; Fungi; Basidiomycota; Agaricomycetes; Russulales; Bondarzewiaceae
Exons: 1
Source: RefSeq, a predicted model, not a curated record